Molecule: messenger RNA, 396 nt
Organism: Ilex paraguariensis (yerba mate)
Lineage: Eukaryota; Viridiplantae; Streptophyta; Magnoliopsida; Aquifoliales; Aquifoliaceae
Source: the annotation of a GenBank genome assembly
AUGUUUAGGUUCCAGUACAAGACCCAAGUGCCCCUAAGGUGUGGCCCAUGUAAGGUGAUGGCUCCAAGAUUUCGAGAAUUGUCGGAGAAGUAUAUUGAUGUUGUCUUUCUAAAGCUUGAUUGCAACAAAGAUAACAAGCCAUUGGCGAAGGAGCUUGGGAUUAGGGUGGUUCCUACAUUCAAGAUUCUCAAGGACAGUAAGAUUGUUAAAGAAGUCACAGGAGCCAAAUUUGAUGAUUUAGUUAUUGCAAUUGAGAGUCCAUUGGCGAAGGAGCUUGGGAUUAGGGUGGUUCCUACAUUCAAGAUUCUCAAGGACAGUAAGAUUGUUAAAGAAGUCACAGGAGCCAAAUUUGAUGAUUUAGUUAUUGCAAUUGAGAGUGUUAAAUGCAGUCAAUGA